AGCAUUACACACACAGGCUCUGCAAUUGUUUGCAACAAUGGCGAUGACCACCACUCCUCUCUAUUUUGCCUCUCCGAUUCCAAAACAAAGCUACUCUACAAAUCCAUGCACCAUUUCUUCUCUCUCUUCUCAUAUCUCCAUCGCCAAACGCUUGUCUCUCUCUGUCCGAUUACCGCCGCAGCCGGCGACGGCGGUAGUGGUGGCUGAAAUUGCGAGUGCAGUUGUGGAAGUUGAGCCGAAGAAGACCGCUGUUACUCUGCCCAAUUCUCUGCCUUUCCGAGUCGGGUAUGGCUUCGAUCUCCACAGAUUGGAACCUGGAUACCCUCUCAUCAUCGGGGGCAUCGAUAUCCCCCACGAUAGAGGCUGCGAAGCUCACUCUAAUGGUGAUGUGUUGCUUCACUGUGUUGUUGAUGCAAUCUUGGGUGCUUUAUUGGGCAGAAGCUUUGAUGACACUGAGCCAUACCUUGCAAAUAAUAAGCAAACAGGUAGAGUUCGUGCUGUGCCUGAUAACAACCUUUUAAAAAGUUUGCUGUAG
This is a messenger RNA of Camellia sinensis, 535 nucleotides long. NCBI's taxonomy places the organism in Eukaryota, Viridiplantae, Streptophyta, Magnoliopsida, Ericales, Theaceae. The record is from RefSeq and is a predicted model, not a curated record.